AUGGCUCUCGCAGACCAGGAUGAAUCGGUGCGCAUCGCGGUCCGCGCCCUCGGGGACAUGCGCAACAGCACACAGCACAACUCGCCCUCGACUUCAUUCCAGACCACGCCCACGCUCUCGGUGACGUCUGCGAUGUCCUCGCCGUCGCUGCCGUCCCCGUCGCUGAUUGAAGAAGAUUUGCGCGAAGACGAGAUGGAGGACCGUCGGCGGCUCGCCCCCACCUCCCCCUCCGCGUCCGAGGAUGCUGGGGCGCAACGGGAUGGCGAGGAGUGGAAGACGCUUUCGCGCGUGCAGAAUAUCCCGCUAGUAAACAGCGCGCUUCGAGCGUAUGAGCAGAGCAAGGCAAGUUCGCGGGUCGUCAAGGCUGACGGGAGAUGGAUGGUUGUGGGGGCGAUGGGCAUCUAUCUGCAGUACGGCGCGGAGAUGAUGGAGUCGUCGAUGAAGACCAUCUCACGUCCUGUGAUCGACCGCUUGCCAGUCGGGCAGCUCGAUGAAUUCGCAAGCAGGCAAUUGGACAGGCUGGGCAGCUAUACGCGCGGCUCGUCAAGCCGGGGCCGCUCGCGCGGUGACUCUGUCGACAGUCCAGACCGGAGGAGACCUUGGGAGCCGAGGGAUGGUUCAAUGACACGCAGUCCUUCUAGGGAGACUUGGUCCAGGGAGGAUGAUACAAGGUCUAGGGAAGCCACAACCAUACCUUCACCAUUGAGUGCCGUUGCUGAGAGCCGCACGCCUACACCACAUUCCUCCUCAAGCUCGCAGCCUGAACGGCCUAUCCUUCCACCUGCCUCCACCUUGACCCAGCAUGCAGACGCACAGGAGAGCCAACAAGUAGCGCAACGUAGUAGAUGGCAAACGGUCUUCCUAGAAGCUGGGGGUAUCAGCGCCGCGCUCAGCGAGGAAAGCAUGAGGCGGCUGAAGUACUGUCUGCAGUGGCUUCAGUACGCUACGGCGCAGAUCGAUGCCCAGAUUCUCGUCCUCAGAAAUUUCAUCGCCUCCCUCCAGCCCCACGGCACUUCGCCGCACGACACCCCCAUCUCCGCCCAGCACCUACGCACACUGCAGAUGGCAAAGCGUGACGUGGUGGAUACUAUCCGACAGGUGGUGGAGGUCAUGAGUCGCUACGCCGGUGGUGCACUCCCCGAGCCAGCUCGUUCGCGCGUUCGUUCAUUCAUCCUGUGUCUACCGCGGAGAUGGGCAACAGCCUCGGGUGUUGGCGUGGACGGCCCUGUCUCAGACCGCCCGGGUCAUAGUUAUGACGCACGCGGAGAAAGCACCGCGACUUCCUCUACCAGCUCGGCCAGGCAAAGGCAUCGUGGGACUGCCCCGUACAGCUAUGGUCCAGGCGAAGCGGGCCCCUCGCCGAGGUCCCGCCCUGCGUCGCGUGCGCCGUCGCCGGUUCGCGGACCGAGCCGGGGACACUCCAGGCAAACCAGCGCUGCUGCGAGCGGUGCGACUCCGCCGACGGUCGACGGCGCGACGCAGGCCGCGCAGAAGAUCCUCACGCUCGCGAUGGAAAGUUUGGAUAUGUUGCGCGGCGUGACGGGUGUGUUCAAGGACAGCUUAGACCGUGCAGAUAUUUGGGUCGAGCGUUUGCGCGUCGUUGGUGUGCAGCGCGGACAGAACGGGAACGUCGAAGGCGACGCUGACGGCGAGGUUAUCAAGUACCGCGACACUCACCUUCCCCCGUUCCUCCCUCGCGAGCACAGAGGCGCACACAGUCCUUCAUCCCCACUCUCCCCCUACGCUCCGCUCAGCCCUGCCACACCCGGUUCCGGGUACAGCACGCCGUUCUAUAGCAUCCCUCGUUCCUCCAGCACAGGCUCCCUCAGCGGCCUCGCUUUCCCCGGUCCUCUCAGCAUGGCCCCGCCCUAUGACGCACCCUCUCCGGCGGGCCAUGCCGCUACCGUCCUCGACAAGCUCUCUCUGUCUUCGAAUCAUUCAGAAGCAGGCUCGCGCCUCGCGACGCCGAAGAGCGCACUAAUGGGCCUGCCACCCGAGGGCGACUCUGGGGGCGGCGGCCGUGGCGAGAAGAGGCGCAACGAGAGCGACGACGGGGAUCGUGCAGUCGCUGCUGCGACCGCCUUGGCGGGCAUGGCGGGCUCCGGCGGUCUGUCUGCGAAGCGCAUAAAGCAGGAGGAGCGCGAAGUGGGCAUGGAGGUCGACUAA
Dichomitus squalens LYAD-421 SS1 is the source of this 2166-nucleotide messenger RNA. RefSeq names its product Opi1-domain-containing protein. Bases 1 to 2166 code for a protein of 721 amino acids. NCBI's taxonomy places the organism in Eukaryota, Fungi, Basidiomycota, Agaricomycetes, Polyporales, Polyporaceae. The record is from RefSeq and is a predicted model, not a curated record. Gene Ontology annotation, cellular component: nucleus; endoplasmic reticulum. Gene Ontology annotation, biological process: phospholipid biosynthetic process; regulation of transcription by RNA polymerase II; endoplasmic reticulum unfolded protein response. Gene Ontology annotation, molecular function: transcription corepressor activity. The transcript has 7 exons.